Molecule: messenger RNA, 1028 nt
Organism: Linum tenue
Lineage: Eukaryota; Viridiplantae; Streptophyta; Magnoliopsida; Malpighiales; Linaceae
Source: the annotation of a GenBank genome assembly
CCCUUUCCGUCUCUUUCUCUUCCUUCUUUCUUUGCUUUUCGUCUCUCUCUCUUUCUUUCUUUCCAUCUCUUCUUCUUUCCUUUUCCAUUCUUUCCUUUUCCAUCAAUCUUGUCUCUGCUCUUCCUUCUUCUUUCUUUCCUUUUCAUCUCUUUCUUUCUUCCCAUCUCUUCCUUCUUUCCUUUUCCAUCAAUCGAUUUCUUCCACUCCUCUUUCUCCCUUCACUGGCUCUCUCAGGUACUUAAAUCAAGCGACGAGGCGGGUGACGGGCGAGGCGGCAAGGCGGGUGACGGGCGGCGAGGCACGGCGGUGGUUCGAGGCGAGGCGGCGGGAGCUCGGCAGUCAGGGGCUCGAGGCGCGACGGGGGCUCGAGGCGAGGCGGCGGGAGCUCGGCAGUUGGGGGCUCGAGGUGAGGCGGCGGGAGAAGUUCCUUUGGGGUUUUGGAGAAUUAAGGCGGCGGCGAGCUCUGCACUUGCAAAAAUGGAGGCGGCAGCUAGGGUUUGGGGGGAAUGGGUGUGUUUAAGGUCCCAACGGAGUGUACAGUGUCAUUUGAUGGGGCACCCGAGGGGAGGGGGUCAGCAUGGACAAAAAUCUUGCCAGGGAUCAAAGCAUCGUCCCAAAUCAAAAUUUGCUUCCCAUUCCCGACUCUCCAUGUGAACCCAUCAACAAUCUGGUCCUUUGCCUCCAUGAUGCUUCUCCAAAUAAAACUUGGUCUAUACCCUAGUUUAGCAUUUGAGAUGUCCGACUUAGGGAAAUAUUGCGCCUUCAACACGCUCGCCAUCAAGGACUAAGGUCUGGUUAUGAUACUCCAAACUAGCUUUCCAAGCAUAGCCAGGUUAAAAACUUUCAAGUCUCUAAAACUCAAACCACCUUCUUCUUUCCCAUCACAGAGCUCCUCCCAAUCCAGCCAAUGCAAUUUUGUUUCUUUUCCUUUUUGCCCCCACCAAAAACUGGAAUCAUAGACUGAAUUUCGUUAAGGGUGCCAUAUGGGAUCCGAAAGACCGACAUUGGAUACAAAAGUUGAGCUGGGG